Molecule: messenger RNA, 2528 nt
Organism: Daphnia magna
Lineage: Eukaryota; Metazoa; Arthropoda; Branchiopoda; Diplostraca; Daphniidae
Gene: IKKbeta
Product: inhibitor of nuclear factor kappa-B kinase subunit alpha
Exons: 11
Coding region: 154-2382 (742 amino acids)
Biological process (GO): tumor necrosis factor-mediated signaling pathway; positive regulation of transcription by RNA polymerase II; peptidyl-serine phosphorylation
Cellular component (GO): cytoplasm; IkappaB kinase complex
Molecular function (GO): ATP binding; IkappaB kinase activity
Source: RefSeq, a predicted model, not a curated record
AUAACAACAUAUCUUUCACAAUACUCAAUUAAUUGGCUGUAGCAUGCUAAUGCUGAUAUAUUGAGAAACUUUCCUUGCUAAUGGGCGCAAGAGUUCAUUCCUGCCCAUACGGCUUGUUUUUUUAUUAAUUAGUCUUAGAAAUAAGUUUAAAAAAUGGACCAAUUGGAUAGCAAGAUGGAGAAACUUGAAUUCGGUGAAUGGAGAAUCGACCGCCUCUUAGGGUCUGGUGCUUUCGGUAAGGUGCUCCUUCUGUCAAACAAACAAACAGGGGAGAAAAUUGCUGUUAAAAAAGCACAUAGAGAUUCUGUCUUCUCCAUCAAUAACAACUGGGACAAGGAAUUGGAAAUUCUACUUCACUUGAAGCAUCCCGGGAUUGUUGCUUCUCUCCCAGUGCCCCUAGGUCUAGAAGCUUUAAGCCAUGAUGCACCUAUUCUCUGCAUGGAAUACUGCAAUGGAGGUGAUCUUCGUCAGGUACUCAACAAACCCAUCAAUUGCUGUGGUAUUCCCGAAAAAGAUGUUUUGCACAUCUUGCGUGAUAUUUCCAGUGCAGUGACCUACCUCCACUCGGUGAAGGUAGUGCAUAGGGACAUAAAACCAGAAAAUGUGGUCAUUCAACAAACAGACGAAAAGAAUAAAUAUUAUAAGCUGAUUGAUUUGGGUAUGGCUAAGAACUUGAACAAGCAAAGUUUGUGCCAUACGCUAGUUGGAACUUUGCAAUAUUUGGCGCCCGAACUCUUUAGCUGCGAAAAGUACAACAACACUGUUGAUUUUUGGAGUUUGGGGAUCGUCAUUCAUGAAUGUAUUACGGGAGUAAGGCCUUUUCUUCCAGGGCAGCCUCCAGUCGAUUGGAUGCAGCACGUGGAGCGAAAAACGUACAAUGAUAUUUGCAUUUACGCACAUCCUGACGGUGAAAUUAUUUUCUCCCAAAAGUUGUUCAAUGAAAAUCAUUUAAGCAGUGUCAUGCAGAUACUGAUGGAAGACUGGCUGAAAUACAUGUUGGAUUGGAAUCCGGCGAUGCGGGGUCGUCACCAGGAAUCUGAUGCUAGUCACCCACCUGGGCCCAUUGUGGCCUUCCAGAUACUGGAAAACAUUUUAAAGACCGAAGUUGUAUCCAUUUUCUGGGUCGAGGGCCUUGCACUUUUGUCCUACGCCGUUACCGACGAUGUUACCAUGGAGACGAUUCACGAAUGGAUCGAACGUGAUACUGGGAUCAACCAGCGGUAUCAGCUACUAGUUCUUCCUAGAGGUGGUGGGCCGGCUUCAGGGAAGAGCGCCCGGCAACUGCUUAGCUUUGAAGAGCAUGGCAAUGUUUGUCUAUUCUCCAAGGUUAACAACCAAUCGGAAUGCAAGUUAACGCAAGUAUAUCCGGAAUUCCUGGAGAUCAUGCUAGCGAAUCCUAGAAAGGAAUACGAAUACCGCAUUCAAAAAAGAAUGUGGGCCCAGUCAGUCUUCUUUAUCAAUCACCAGACGACACUUUACCGGAAGCUCAUUCACGCCCUAAAAAUUCAUUCAACCUACAUGACGGUGAGAGCGUCUUUGUUGAAGCAACAAAUAGAUUAUAUCAAUGGCGCCCUUCGUCACGCCGUCUCUUGCCACGAUGUUUUCACGAGCAGCUUGAAACAAGACCAGCAAAAUUACAAGUUGCAGUCUCAAAGAGGAGGACUACCGUCCUGUACUUUGCUGGAGAAAUGGGACAAAGAAGAAGUUACCAUGCAAACCAAGUUGGCUGAAUUGCAAUCAAAAUGCUCUUUGCUAGAACAAGUGGUUCAAAGCACGGUUUUUAGUGUAGCAGAAACUGCCAAACUGGCCGGAGCCUUCCUGGCUAAACCCUCUGACGCUUUGGAUAAAUACUCUCAAUUAGCCCUCGAACUCUAUGGUGACCUCCAGAAGCGUCGAACGGAGCAGAGGCAACAAUUGGAGAAUAACGUGGCCAUGACAAAAAUUGUGGUAAAGGUGCUUAAAAACCGCAAUCAACUCUUCAGCGAUUGUUUCACUCAAAUCAGGGUCGUGGAGAAGACUUCGGGAGACGUGGACAGCUUUUUACCGCAACUACUUAUGCUGAAGAAUGAAAUUGACCACUUUCAGGAUCAAAUAUUCGCGCUUCAAACCUCGCGGCAAAACGAUGUUUGGACUCUGCUCGAACGCGCUGUAACGUUAUGGCAGCGCACGUCCGUGAUAAAUCAACCGCAUGCCGCUAGCGAGCCCAACCUUCUAACUAUACCCAGCUUAAGUCAGAGAGAGGACGACGCUCGUGAAUCAAUGGUGGUCAUUCACGAAAACCAAAGUUUGCGCUACCAAAUUCAGGACACACUCAGCCGAGGAUUGAGCGCAACGUGCAACUUGACUCCCCACAAAAUUGAUUGGGAUUUUUUAAAUAACUAGCGCAGUAGAUUUUACAGUGUUUUUCUUGUUAUUGUUUGAUGUUUUACACAUACUAUAGUGUUCCUAUGUAACAAGUCUAGGUGCCUUUUGUUUUUGAAUAUGGAAGCAUACCGAGUUUGUUGAUAUAAACUUCUUGUUUUAUCUUC